AUGAAGCUCAACCUCGUCAUCAGCCUCGCCCUCGCGGGCUUGGCCGCCGCUCACACCGUCAUCUCGUACCCAGGCUGGCGCGGCAAUAACCUCAUCACCAACGAGACCUUUCCCUACGGCAUGCAAUGGAUGUAUCCUUGCGGCGGCAUGGGCGUCACAAAGAACCGCACCUACUGGCCCACCGGCGGCGGCACCAUCGCCUUCCAGCCCGGCUGGUUCCGCGGCCACCUCAACGCCUUUCUCCAGGUCAACCUGGGCUUCGGCUCCGACCCCAGCGUCAACAUCAACGGCGGCCCGCCCAACAUGAGCAACCCCAUGAUUCACCCCUUUCAGAUCCUCGGCCCGUCCAACAACCCCUACCCCGGCACCGUCUGCCUCACCCAGGUCCCGCUGCCCGUCGGCGCCAAUGUCAAGGCCGGCGACGAGGCCACCAUCCAGAUUGUCGAGACGGCUCAGCACGGCGCCGCCCUCUACUCGUGCGUCGACAUCAUCUUUGCGGAACCUGGCGAUCCCCGCAUCGCGCCCGUCAACGAAACAAACUGCUACAACUCGACCGAUAUUGGCUUCGCCGACAUUUACACCAUCACCAACAAGGAGUCGGGCUCCGACAACUACACCACCUCGGCCGCCGACCGCACCCUGCCCGCCGUCGGCUGGGUGGGCUGGAUGCCUCUCCUCUUUGCCGGCGCCGCUCUGCUGCUGCUGUAA
This is a messenger RNA of Cordyceps militaris CM01, 708 nucleotides long. RefSeq lists its product as uncharacterized. The transcript has 3 exons. The coding region runs from base 1 to 708 and encodes 235 amino acids. Lineage: Eukaryota; Fungi; Ascomycota; Sordariomycetes; Hypocreales; Cordycipitaceae. The record is from RefSeq and is a predicted model, not a curated record.